Messenger RNA from Naegleria lovaniensis, 942 nucleotides. RefSeq lists its product as uncharacterized. The transcript has a single exon. Gene Ontology annotation, molecular function: ATP:ADP antiporter activity. Gene Ontology annotation, biological process: mitochondrial ATP transmembrane transport; mitochondrial ADP transmembrane transport. The coding region runs from base 1 to 942 and encodes 313 amino acids. The record is from RefSeq and is a predicted model, not a curated record. Gene Ontology annotation, cellular component: mitochondrial inner membrane. NCBI's taxonomy places the organism in Eukaryota, Heterolobosea, Eutetramitea, Acrasida, Naegleriidae.
AUGUCUCACGGAUCAUCAUCAUCAAAGGAACACACUGGAAAGGCUUUCGCUAGAGAUUUUCUCUUGGGAGGUCUUGCUGGAGCCAUCGAUAAAACAGUAACAGCACCUAUUGAACGUGUAAAGUUAUUGAUUCAAACACAAGAUGCCAAUCCCAUGAUCCGUAGCGGACAAGUACCAAGAUAUACAGGCAUCAUUGAUUGCUUCAUCCGUGUUGCAAAGAAUGAAGGAUUGAUUGCUUUCUGGAGAGGAAACGGUACAAACGUGAUCAGAUAUUUCCCAACACAAGCCUUCAACUUUGCUUUCAAGGAUUCGAUAAAGAAGCUCUUCCCUGAUUAUUCAUCAAAGACCGACUUCUUUAAAUUCUUCUUGGUACAGAUGGCAGCAGGUGGUUUGGCAGGUGCUGGUUCAUUGUGUAUUGUUUAUCCAUUGGAUUAUGCUCGUACUCGUCUUGCUUCCGAUGUUGGUAAUCAUAGAGAUUUCAAGGGAUUGUGGGAUUGUUUGGUCAAGACUGCUAGAGGACCAAGCGGUUUCAUGGGUCUAUACAAUGGUUUUGGUGUUUCCGUUGCUGGUAUCAUUCCAUACAGAGGUGUCUAUUUCGGUUUGUAUGAUACUUUGAGAGAGAAGAAUCCAUAUCAUGGUGAUGCAGGUUUUAUGGGUGUUAUUACCAAGUUUGCUCUCGCUCAAGCAGUUUCGAUUGCUGCCGGUUAUGCAUCGUAUCCUUUCGAUACUGUUAGAAGACGUCUCAUGAUGCAAUCGGAGAAGCCAAAAGAUCAAUGGAUUUACAAAGGAACUGUCGAUUGUUUCGGAAAGAUUCUCAGGGAAGAGGGUAUGAAGGCCAUGUUCAAGGGUGCAGGUGCCAAUGCAGUCAGAACUGUUGGAUCUGCUCUUGUCUUGGUUUUGUAUGACCAAUUCCAAUUGUUGUUGCCUGUUUCUCACAAGUAA